AUGGCUAGCAGAGGCAGCAGCCAUGGCCAAUCUUCUGAUUUUGCAUUACACAGAAUGAGAGGUAGAUGGUUUUCUCUCUAUGCAGCAUUUCUAAUCAUGGCAGGGAGUGGAACAAUGUACUUGUUUGGAAUCUAUUCAACAGAGAUAGCUCUUAGCCUAGGAUAUGAUCAAUCAGAACUCAGAUACUUGACAUUUUACAAAGACUUUGGUGCAAACUUUGCUGUCAUGAAUGGCCUUUUUGCUGAGAUAGCCCCAUCAUGGCUUCUCCUUCUUCUCAGUGCAGGGAUGAAUUUCUGGGCUUACUUCAUGAUAUGGUUGGCUGUUACACAAAGAGUAGCUAGACCUGAGUUAUGGCAAAUGUGUUUCUACAUUUUCAUUGGAGCCAAUGCCCCUAAUUUUUCAGGCACAAGAGCCAUUGUCACAAGUGUCAGAAACUUCCCAGAAAGUAGGGGUGUUGUGCUGGGUCUCUUAAAAAGCUACAUUGGAUUAAGCGGACCUAUCUUCAUGCAAAUUCACCAUGCCCUUGGCGGAAAUGACUUGAAAUCGUUAAUCUUGUUCAUCGCAUGGUUCCCAGCCGUCAUUAAUCUCGUGCUCAUGUUCGCGUUCCGCGAAAAGAAGUUUGUGAGGCAGCCUCAGGAGAUGAGGGUGUUCUACCAUUACCUCUAUGUUUCAAUUGCCAUGGCAAUGUUUGUGAUGGCCUUUACAAUUAUUCAAAAACAUGUUGAAUUCUCUCAAGUGGGGUAUGCAGGAUGUGCCAUGGUGGUUUUUGUGAUGCUCUUUGUUCUCCCUCUUCUAAUCUCCAUUAGAGAAGAGCAUUUUGAUUGGACUAUAAACAAUUCUUACAACAAAACCAACAUUGAGAAUGUCCCUAGAGCGAUUCAGAUUCAACCCAAAGUGAAUGGUUAUGAACAUGGAAAUUCAAGUGAAAUGUCAUCGUUUUUCGACAAAAUAUUCAACAAACCCGGAAGAGGUGAAGACCACACAAUUUUACAAGCAAUUCUAAGCAUGGACAUGAUGUAUUUGUUCAUAACAACAGCUUGUGGAAUAGGGACAGGACUAACCGCUAUAAACAACUUAGAGCGAAUUGGUGAGGCAUUGGGGUACCCUUCAAGAACCAUACAAGCAUUUUCAUCCCUUCUAAACAUAUGGAACUAUGUUGGGAGAGUUUUCUCUGGCUUCGUCUCGGAGUAUUUGCUUCGCAAAUACAAAAUCCCACGCCCCGUGAUGCUAACAUUUAUGUUAGCUUUGUCGAGCGUUGGCUACAUUCUCAUUGCAUUUCCCUUUAACGGGUCCAUUUACGUGGCGUGUGUGAUCAUUGGAUUCUCAUUUGGUUCGCAAUUGCCAUUGGUGAACGCGAUCAUUUCGGAGCUUUUCGGGCUCAAGCACUUCUCAACAUUGUUCAAUUGUGGACAAUCAGCGAGUCCUCUUGGUGCUUACCUCUUGAAUGCGAAGAUUGUGCAGCCUAAUUAUGAGAGGAUGUCAGAUAGUUUGAUAGUAGAAGGUGCAGGUGUUGGGAACAUGAUAUGUUCAGGGGAGGUUUGUUUCAAAGACUCUUUCACGGUUUUGGCAUCGGUUGCAAUUCUUGGAGGUUUUGUUUCUCAAAUUUUGAUGGAAAGAACUAAGAGAUUUUAUGAGGGAGAUAUUUAUAAGAGGUUUAGAGAUCCUCCUAACAAUAAUGCAGAGGAACAAACAUCUUCAUCCUCAGCUCGGUGA
Lotus japonicus is the source of this 1713-nucleotide messenger RNA. RefSeq lists its product as uncharacterized. Gene Ontology annotation, cellular component: membrane. NCBI's taxonomy places the organism in Eukaryota, Viridiplantae, Streptophyta, Magnoliopsida, Fabales, Fabaceae. Gene Ontology annotation, biological process: transmembrane transport. Gene Ontology annotation, molecular function: transmembrane transporter activity. The coding region runs from base 1 to 1713 and encodes 570 amino acids. The transcript has a single exon. The record is from RefSeq and is a predicted model, not a curated record.